Lachancea mirantina is the source of this 1974-nucleotide messenger RNA. NCBI's taxonomy places the organism in Eukaryota, Fungi, Ascomycota, Saccharomycetes, Saccharomycetales, Saccharomycetaceae. The record is from the annotation of a GenBank genome assembly.
AUGGGUCUUUUGUCGUUGGGGACGCCGCUUCCGUGGCUGGAGUCGAGACAGUACAAUGAACAUGUUCGUGACAAUGGUGUCCAACAGUUAUUGUACUCUUUCAAAGCGGCAUAUGGACGUAAAAACGACAUUUUUUACUGGGGUGACGAACUCGAGUUCAUAAUGUUUAAAUUUCAAAACCACGACGGCGAGGGUCAAAAUGCGGUUUUGACGCUUGAAAGUGACGACGUUUUAACGUCAUUGAACAAUGAAGAUAUCAGUAUAUGCGAGGCCAAUGACGUGUUAUUUCACCCGGAAUACGGGCGGUAUAUGAUCGAAGCAACUCCUGCAUCGCCCUACGAGGGUUUAAACACAGAAUAUGUUGAAAACAACAUGCAGAUCAGAAGAAAAUUGGUCGAGCAAAGACUUGCUGGACGUGGCUGCCGUCUCGCUGCCAUGGCAGUGUUUCCCAGAAUGGGAUGUGAAGAUUUCAGUGAUAUCAAAAACGUUUGGGAUCACCACAACAAUGCGUCGAAAUCGCUUUAUUUGCCCGACGAAGUGACCAACAGGCAUGCGCGGUUCCCGACUUUAACUGCUAACAUUCGUACUAGACGUGGAGAGAAAGUGAACAUACAAGUGCCGAUGUACAAGGACAAAUUCACACCUUACAGAGAUGAUUCCGUAUACAAACGGGACUGGUUUGAACCAGAAGACUCCGAAAGCGUCUUAGCGGCGAAACCAGGCUAUAUUUACAUGGAUGCCAUGGGGUUUGGUAUGGGCUGCUGCUGCUUGCAAAUCACCCUUCAGGCUCCAGAUAUUUCAAAGGCAAGAUAUGUAUACGACUCGCUGGCGAACAUUGCCACCAUCAUGCUCGCGGCUACUGCUGCGUCCCCCUUUUUCAAAGGUUGGCUUGCAGAUCAAGAUGUGCGCUGGAACGUCAUUUCAAGUGCUGUGGAUGACCGAACCCCCUACGAGCGUGGAGUAGCCCCGCUCUUGCCUCAAUCGAAUAAUGGUCAUGGAAGUUCGAUCAAAGCUAACCCGCAGCGUAUACCCAAAUCUCGUUACAGUGUCGUAGAUCUAUUUCUGGGGGGUAACGAAUUUUUCGAUCGCAGUUUCAAUGACACUGACGUGCCUCUUAAUGAGAAAGUACUUGAAACUUUACAAUCAAACGACAUUUUCGAACUAGACUAUGACUUGGCGCGUCAUUUUUCGCAUUUGUUCAUCAGAGAUCCCCUUGUGAUUUUUCAAGAACGCAUCAACCAGGACAAUCUCACGUCCACGGAUCAUUUCGAAAACAUUCAAAGCACCAACUGGCAAUCGCUUCGGUUCAAACCUCCUAACCAAAAGGCAACCCCUGACCAAAAAGACGCCCCGGGUUGGCGUGUCGAAUUCCGUACCAUGGAAUUGCAAAUGACCGAAUUUGAGAACGCCGCGUAUUCGUGCUUCAUUCACAUUAUCACCGAAUGCCUCCUAACGUUCAGUCAUGAAAUUAACCCUUACAUGCCUAUGUCCAAAAUAUGGGAAAAUAUGGAGAUUGCGCAUCGCAGGGAUGCCGUGCUAGAACAACAAUUUCAUUGGAAAGAUGACUUGCAUGGCGGGCGCACAAGCUUGAGCAACAUGGACCACGUCUUUCACAAUGUUAAAAGUGGCUUAUUCCCACAAUUCAUCGACCGUCUGUUGAAGUACAAGUCGAUGGUCACUGAAUCCUGGCGCGAGCUUGUCAAAUCUAAGGAUUCUUCCAAUGUUCGCCUGUUCUAUUAUUUGAAGCUAAUAUCAGACAGAGCUACUGGAAACCUACCGACGGCAGCCAAAUUCUUAAGACAGUAUGUGCUAAGCCACCCCGACUAUUCACAGGACUCCCGUGUCACAAAAGAAAUCAAUUACGAUACGCUAAAAGUCGCCGACAGAAUCACUCACCUGGACGACUCGAACGGGGAGUUGACGAAAUUUUUCGGUGGCGAGAUUGCAAACUACAUCAAAAGCUGUACAAAGUAA